Molecule: messenger RNA, 2337 nt
Organism: Tetrahymena thermophila SB210
Lineage: Eukaryota; Ciliophora; Oligohymenophorea; Hymenostomatida; Tetrahymenidae
Exons: 7
Source: RefSeq, a predicted model, not a curated record
AUUAAAUUGUUGGUUGUUGUGAUUUAUUAAACACUAAAUCAAAUAAGAAAAAUGAGGGAUAAUUACUUAACGGAGUAAGCACUGCAGUAAAAGAAUUAAUAAGAAAAUUCUAGUAGCAGGGCUGAUAAAUUGAGUUCAUAGAACUUAGAUCACUCUUAGUCUAAUUUAAAUUACAAAACUUAAAGAACAAAAAGCACAGAUUAAAAUAAAUCAGUAAUCUAAUUAAAUGAUACUUAGAGGUUGUUAGAAUUGUCUUAGAAUCAAAAUCAGAUCUAUCAGCAAAAGCAGAGCCAGUUGCAAUAGCAGGCAGUUAACACGCAAAGCAAUUUAAUUAAUUCGAAAAUGUCCCUUUUAGAGAGGCUUGAAGAUGAAUUUCCUGAGAAUGAAAACAUGAAGAAAGAUGAUAAAAGUCAAAUAUUUUAUACAGCAAUUAAUCAAGUGAGGCACAUUUAAAGUUUCACCAAAAAGAUUUCUCAAGUUUUCAACAAGAAGCAGCAAGAUAUAUUUAUCAAAUUAAGGGAGGACCUUGAAAUGUUAAUGUAAUAAUUUGAUGAAAAAGUGGUUGAAACACUUAAUAAAAAAGAAUACGAACUACUCAAAUCAUUUCAAAUUACCUUAGAUAAAAUGACCAAAGAAUUAUAAGAAUGUUAAUAAAAACUUAAUGAUUUCAACCUUUAAGUAGAAUUAGAUAUAAAAGUUAUAGGAUUAGAAAAGCAACUCAGAUUUUAUAGGGAAAAUAGCUACUCUUUAAACGAAGAAAACAAAAUACUUAAAGAAGAGGUUUCCAAACUUAAGCAUUUAUACAAUGAGUUAGAACAAGAAAAUUUAUGGUCCAGAUAGGCUCAUUUAAGGACACAACAAAAGCUCAAUGUCAUAAAAGAACAAAAUAAUUAUGAAAAUCAAAAUUCCACUAAGCACUCGUUCAUUUAAAAAAUUAAUAACAGAUAAAACGAAUUGGAUACAUCAAAUUUGUAGCAAGAUUCAGCACACAACACACUUGAUAAUAUUGAUGGGGUAAGGAACUCAAAACCUAGUCGAUAAUUUAAGUACAGAGACUCUUUAAUUGCUGCUAGAAAAGUUAUUUUUUUGCAAGAGAAUGUCCACCAAGCUGCGAAUGUAAUUGAUCAACUACUUAUUGAAAAGAUUAACCCUAGGGAUCAAUUAAUUGAAUAACUCAAGGAAUAAAUUAAUAACUAAAAAAUGCUUAACAAGUCUCUUAGCAUGCAGAUUAAGACAAGCAGCACUCCUAACACAACAGAAAAUCAAAUCAAGCAAUUAUUUAUUAAAUCUGUGAGUGAAGUUCAAAAUGAAAUUUAGAAGAGAAAUAAAAUGCUUAACACAUUCAAUCCGAAUUUAGAUUAAAUUGAAGUUUAAAAAUUUACUAAAUUUGAUAGAAUCGAAGUUAUUUCUAAAUUUUUCUCAAGUCUGAAAUUUUUAGAGAUUAUUAAAACAAUGAUUUUUGAUCAAAAAUGCUGCAAUAAUCCAAAAUGUAAAUUUAAUGUAAAUGAAGCAUCAAAAAAUGAAGAAAUAUAAAUUAAUGAAAAUUUAGAUUCUUAAUAAUAAAACAACACAACAUAAUAACCAGGCACUGAAACUAAUAUAAAAGCUGAAGUUUCUCACUAUGACUAUUUUGAUUUAAUAAAAACUAGUUAGUAAGAUGAAAAUAACAUGAAUCAAACUAAUCUUCUGCCACCCUAAUCACAGGAAAGCACUCUCAAAAAAUCUAUUGAAGAUGGAUAAUAAUUCAAUCUCAAUAGAUUAUAUCAGAUUAAGCACAGAACUAAUAUAAGUUAUUAUCAUCCUUAAAUUAAUUAAAAUCAGAGUGCUAUUUAAUAUAAGAAGAAUCGCAGCAAUAGUCAUUCUUCAACUGCUUAUUCUGGAUAUUAAUUAGGUUUUUCAGAUGCUUAAAGUACAAAUCUAAAUACUAAUAGAGAUUAAACAUACAGGAGCUUUGGAAAUACAAACUAAUUUUAUUAGGUUCUCAACCAAUCUUUUGAAGGAAAUUUAAACGAAAAAGGAAAUACCAAUGGAAAUUAAAGUAAUAACUCUUUUGUGAAUCAGUUUAAUGGAUAUCAUAAACAACUUAAAUAAAAUAUCAGUAAAUAAAAAUAAAAUUAGCUAGAAAUAAAUAAUAUGCACAGAAAAUUUCAUAGAUACAGAAAAGAGGUGGAUAAUAGCAAACCAUAGAUAGAAACUUAAAUAUCUGAUUUAAUUAACAAUCUUACUUCUUAAAGUAAAUUAAAUGCGACGACAAAUAGUAAUAUCUAGAACUCUGAGUAUAUAACCGUCAAGGAAAAGGAAGACAAAGUUAUUUUUAAGCACAAUAAACUUUAUUGA